UUCGUCCAUCCCUUCUCCCCUCCCCUCCUUGUUCUCUCUCUCCUUCUCUCUUUCCUUCUCUUCUUUCCAUGGCUUCCAGUUAGUUCCAGAGGCUAAGCGAGGCGAAGAGAGGGUGAAAAGAGCAACAGCAUUUGAUUCCCCAAAAGAAUUUGCACAAUAGGAUCAUUUCUGCAUUCCGGGAUGGGAAUUACAUUUACAUGCCCUGGACGUGAUGCUUUUGAUGAGGGCUUAGAUGCUCUUAUUAUGAGAUCCAUCAGCUUCAAAGGUGAUGAUGAUAAGCCACCUUUGAAAUCCUUUAGUUUCAAUGGCCGUGAUACUGAGUCUUCCAUUCUCAAAGCAUUUGGCUCUGGAAAAUUGAUUAUAGAAGGAUCUCUAAAUCUUGAUAUGAAGGAGAUGGAGAUUUCGAUUAAGAAUCCAGCUUCUUCAGAGAAUGAGAAUUCUCUGAACUACAUUGGCUUCAGGAAGUCAAGAUUCAGUCAUUUGUGUGAUACUGUGCAGAAAAGCCCUUUUUGUGAUAACGAUGGAUCUGAACAUCAGGCGGCACUUAAGCUGCAGAAGUUCUAUAAAAGUUUUCGGACAAGAAGACAGCUUGCAGAUUGUGCUGUUCUGGUGGAGCAGAGAUGGUGGAAGUUGUUGGAUUUUGCUAUGCUCCGAAGGAGUUCGAUAUCUUUUUUCGACAUUGAGAAACCAGAAUCUGCUGUUUCUCGAUGGUCUAGAGCAAGAACCAGGGCUGCUAAGGUUGGUAAAGGCUUAUCAAAGGAUGAGAAAGCUCAAAAGCUAGCGCGGCAGCAUUGGCUUGAAGCAAUUGAUCCUCGUCAUCGUUAUGGUCAUAAUCUCUACAUCUACUAUGAUUGUUGGCUCCAAUGCGAGAGCAAGCAACCUUUCUUCUACUGGUUGGAUGUGGGUGAGGGGAAAGAGGUCAAUCUAGAAGAACAGUGCCCUCGCUCAAAACUUCAGAAGCAGUGCAUCAAAUAUCUUGGACCGAAUGAAAGGGAGAAAUACGAAGUUAUAGUUGACGAUGGUAAGUUCUUAUACAAGAUAAGCAGGCAAUUCCUUGACACAUCUGAAAGCUCCAAGGGCACCAAGUGGAUUUUUGUUCUAAGUACAACAAAGGCUUUGUAUGUUGGCCAGAAGAAGAAGGGAGUAUUUCAGCAUUCAAGUUUCUUGGCAGGAGGAGCUACAUCUUCUGCAGGACGACUGGUUGUAGAAAAAGGAAUUUUGAAGGCUGCCUGGCCUCACAGUGGCCACUAUCGUCCGACAGAAAAACACUUUCAGGAGUUCAUGAACUUUCUGAAGGAAAACAAUGUUAAUAUCAGUGAUGUUAAGAAAUGUCCAGCUGAAGGUGACGAGGAAUCAGGAAAUUUGGUUGGGAGCAACACAUUAAUGACAAGCAAUUGGUCAGAAGAUGACCUAACAAAGAAGAGCUUCUUAUUGGAGGACGUUGAGAACAGACAGAGGAAAUACCGGGCGCCUGCUGGACUAACUAAUAUUGAAAUACCAGAAAGAUUGGAUCCAUUCAGAGGAUGCAAUGCAAUGGCAAUGAACUUCGGUAACAUCCCAAAUGGAUCAAUAUCUGGGAUGUGUGAAAAGAUAGCGAAAAGAUCAUCCCAAAUGGAUGAGCAGCCUUCAAAGCCAAACAAGCAGCUAAAGGUCAAUAAUAACAAGGUAGACAAUGAGGGAAGCUCUGACAUAGAAACAAAUAAUAGAACAUCAGUUGAUGAAAGUGAAGAGGUGGAAGGUCCAUAUACUUGCAUGGUUAAGCAAAAUCUUUUUGACAGCCAUGAAAUAGAGAAGGAUUUUGUGCCUCAAGAACAGAUAUUUGACAGGAUCAAUGACAAGAAUGGAUUUAAUCCUUGUCAACUGGGGAAAAAGAUAUCCUUCAGAUGGACAACUGGUGCAGGACGUCGCAUUGGCUGUGUAAGGGACUACCCGUCGCCUCUGCAGUUUCGUGCUCUUGAACAAGUAAACUUGUCUCCUCGAGAUACCGGAGGCUCUGAGCAGAUUCCAUCAAGUCCAUUGUCUCAGUUAAAAGAGAUAUCUUCAGGCACAAAGCGUGCAGAGAGAGCAUUAGAAACAAUGCAAUGAUAAAUAGACGAGACCAAUGACUUCCAAUUAUCAAAUCUGAUGUGUAUAUAUAAGAUAAGAUGAAUGGGUUGUUGCUUUUGUUUUUGUAUAUGUUGUAAAGAAACGCAUUAUACAAUUGCACUGA
Molecule: messenger RNA, 2209 nt
Organism: Dioscorea cayenensis subsp. rotundata (Guinea yam)
Lineage: Eukaryota; Viridiplantae; Streptophyta; Magnoliopsida; Dioscoreales; Dioscoreaceae
Product: IQ domain-containing protein IQM1-like
Exons: 10
Coding region: 181-2085 (634 amino acids)
Source: RefSeq, a predicted model, not a curated record